UGGAGCCGGAGCCGGGGCCGCCAGGUCGGGGCUCUCCCAGCGCUGCGGCUCCGGCUAUUGUGCCGAGUGAGCAUCGCUUUGGGCCGCCGCUCCUCCCGCUGUUCGUUUCCCGAGGGAGGAGCUCGCACAAACAGAGCGGGUUCCCGAGGAUGGCGCACGGAGGCGGUGGGGGCAGCUGGUGCCGCUCUCCCGUCCCCAGGCGCGGGUGAGCGGUCGGCCCUCCCAGGGGCGUCCCAGCCACUGGCAUUCCUGAUCCCCUGCCCUAGGAGGCUGGGAGGCGUUUUCCCCGUUUUCUGUGUUUUUAGAGUUCUCAGCAAUGUACUCUGUCUUGCGGCUUCUCUCUCUCAACACCUGAACGACCGUGUAAUAACCCGCACGGCUGAACAUCGCCCGUAAGCAGCCAAAGUGAAAAUAGAGUUUGGAUUCUUUAUGAAUGUGUGAAAGAGCCACUAUUUGCCGUUUCUGUAUAAUGGUUACCUAGAGACCCAAUAAGAAUGGAGAUUAAGCUCGAUGUUCUCAUCUCUACAUCUAUCAAGCAAAGAAAACCGUGGCCUCGCAUCUCGUGGGUUGGACAGGAAAAAGAGGCUAUUUUUCUUCUAGAUGGUAAACAUAUAAAUGAAAUUAACCUGGUAUCAGGGAAGACAAGGAAGAAAAUCCCUCAGCUGCAGUCAUUGUUGAAAAAUGUGGUUGUCUUAACAACAUCAGGAAAUGCUGCUUGGUUGGCAGGAAUACUUACAACAGGAGAGCUCUUUCUUUGGAAUAAAGAUCGGGACUGUUUGAAAAUUGUGCCAGCAAUUGAAGAGUCCAGGAAAGUAGUGGCAGCAGCACAAGAGUGUUUAAUGAGGUUGUACUUGUAUGUAUCUGGAGAUGGCAGAAAGGCACUGUUAACUACUCCUACAGCAUGUGUCUUUUUGUGGGAGAGCACAGAACAUGAAAAUACAUCCUCUUAUAAAAACUCUUCUUCUGGGCGUUGGACGCAAAUUUUACCUGAUAAAUCAGUCAUGUUGCCUUCUACUGAAGAAAAAGAAGUUGGAUUGCAUGCUGCUUUCAUACAGAAUGAGAUACUGGGUGAUUGCUGUUUAUGCACUUUCAUAUUUUACUCUGGAGAGUGUUUGGUGCUCACAUUUUUGGUUCUUCGAUGGCACGAAAAUACCUUUAAACAUGUUAGUUCUUUGCCAUACCAGAUCCAGUGGGUACAGCAGACUUGUUCCCUUGUUGACUUGGUUCCUCAGUGUGUGUCUGUAAAGUCAAGAGGAGCUUUGCUAUGUGCGUUUGCAAGAGAUGGACUUCUGUUUUCAGUAGCUGUUAAUCAAGCUGAUCCAAAGGCCACUCAGGUUUUGUUUUUAAACACACUGAAUUUUGUUACAGUUUCGGGUAGCCUUAAAGGUUGUAGUAGCAAGAGUAACACAGUCCCAUCCAAGUUAAUCAGAUCUUACUGGGUUGGUGAUAUGAGUUGGACUCCUGAUAGCCUUUUCUUGGCUUGCAUGUUAAAACGCGGAUCUUUGAUUUUAUUGACGUGCAUGGGUGAAUUGCUGACCUUAAUUGCAUCUGGCUGCUCUGUAGAAUUUGGACCAGCACAGUUUAUUCCAUUUCAUCCACUAAUAACAUACAGUUCUCUUUCUUGUAAUGGGUUUGUCGUGAUGAAAGUUGACGUUGUGACAAUACAGCAGCACUCAUUUUGUCAAGACUCUGGCCAGUCUCCUGCUUCUUCAGAUUCUGAACGUGACCUUAUGAGACAGAGAUUCUCUGUUGCUUCACAUUCGAGAUUACCCUACCUCAUUGUCUCUGAUGGAUACAUGAUAACAGUGCUUAGAUUUCCUAACAACUUUUCACCAUCAGGAUUUAUAAAAUCCCUUUUGCUUGAUUCAACCCAACAGCUUGAAAAUAUCCGUCAGAAUUUGCAGAACUUCAAGCCUAAAGGGAGAUCUCAGUGUUUAAGAUCACUGUUGUCUUUAAAAGCUAGCCUUUUAAAACAAGUUCAAAACCAAAGUUCCAUCUUUUCUGCCCUUCCAAAGUUCCUGGAGAAAGACACAACGGAAAUGAGCGAGAAAACUGUGGAUUUACUGGAUUAUGAAGAAGAAUCAGAUGAUGAAAAGCAGUUUUACAGUAGCUCUCCCAGCUUUCAUAACCAAAGAAUCCUUUCAGUUGUUGGUAAAGCUGAUCAAGGCCACUUAGAAUUUGCGUCAAUGUUUGAUACUAUGCAUGCAGAUGAUAUUGAAGAGAAAGAUAAAUCAUCGUUGAAACUAUAUUCCAUUCAGAAAAACCUCCUUACUGCCUGGCAGAUAGGGAUUUCAAAAAAUAUGGAAGAGAAGGAUACAUUGCUGAAUUACACAGUGAACUGCAUUAUCCAUUUUUUCAGCAUUGUUCAGUUUGUGAAAUGUUCUUUCCUAAACCAGGAUGCAUCUUUAAACAAGUCUGUGAAGAAUACUCAAUGGAUGCAUUGUGUCCUAAAGUAUUUUCAGCAGUGUUUGACUGCCUUGUACUGGCAUUCAAGAGCCAGUCUAACUGGACAUGUGGUAAAACUGACAUUAGAAACUUUGAAACUGCUGCUUAUACAGCAACAAGAUCAGUUGUUCUCAAAAAACCUUUUGGCAUGCUUCUGUCUUUUAAAAAUGGUUUCUCACACUCUCAGUAGUGUGUGUGUACUACAGUAUGAGAAUUUUUUUGCAUCUUCUAAUGGUAAUUUUCUUGUGGAACUGGACUCCCUUACUGUGCCUAUUUUCUUAGUUCUUGAUGACAAUACUACUCAGCAAUUCAGCUCACUGAAAUCUCUGCUUAGAGAACCUCCUCGAGUAAACCAUGAUGCAAAAACAGAAAGAAGGUUGAUUGUACUAUGGCGAUUAUUAUAUAAGAAAGCAGUUUGGUAUCAGGUGCAACUGAAAAGAAAAGUGAACAAGAAUGUAGAAGAAGCUUCUGUUGUCUCAUUGCUUAUAAGUCAUAUACAAGCAACCCUCCAGUCUUCAAAAGUGACAUUAGAACAACAUCUGAAGAUUAAUUCUGUAUCUGGUGAGGAGCAAUUCCUUUUAGGCUCCUACAGAGAAUCUGUUGACACUUGGAAAAGGUCUCUUUGUGAAACCAAGGCAAAAGGAGGAAAAAGAACAUGUUUUCUUCAGACUAGAUAUUAUCUUUCAAUAUUAUUUUGCCACCUGUAUCAGUAUAACUUGUGUGAAGCUCAGGGACUCUGUGAUCAUUUAGUAGGAGAGAUUCUAAGGCGAUCACAGCUUUCAACAAGUCAGAUGGAAAAAUUUUCUGAUACCAAGUAUUUUCAGCAUGAACUAUGGAUGGUAACCAGCAUUCAUACUGAGACUGCCAUGGCUGUGAUUAGGUCCAUGGCACGGUUCAUGGCUGCUUAUUUCACAAAUCAGCUGCUCUACAUCUUUCCCCCACACAGUGUUGACAUCCUGCAUCCACUUCACAUCAAACAAGACUUACCUCCUCGUGUUAUUCCGCUGCAACACUGUUUGGUUGCCAGAGCUGUCAGGAAACAGAACCUUUCAUCUGUGUGGACAGCUGAAUAUGCUCUUGAUUUGUUCUUUAUUGGUGGACUCAUCCCAGAAGCUGUGUGGUUAGCACACACACUUGGGGACUGGAAACUGUCUGUUUCAAUUGGUCUGGCCUACCAGCUGUAUUGUCAGAACUCUGAUGGAUUUUCAAGACUGAAAAACACGGAACAUCACCUGCCUUUAGACCUAUCACCAAUGCAGACUUUUCAGGAGAAGUUACAGUCUUUUUUAGGGCAGCCAAUAACUUCUGAAACAUCAGGACAUAUUAAAUACAAGAAGUUUACAGAUCCCAUUGAAGAGGAAGAUGCAGAUGUUCUUUAUAGUUCAAUACAAGAACUACUGAAAGCAGCUGUUAUGGCAGAUGCUGAUAUUCUCUCAGAGACGUUUCAGCUGUUGAUGGAUUCUGCCAAGGAUGUCAGCAGAAAAUUGUAUGGUUUGGUUCCAGUUGGGCUCUAUCUUCCAGCGCCACCGUUAUACUGUCCUCAGCCAGCUUCCCUCAGUGAAGAAGAUGGCAAUGACAGUCUUUUAAAAAUGGAGAGAGAAAUUCGUCAGAAAGUGUCAGGAGUUCUUCAGCGAAUUAUGUUGCUCUUCCGGGCUGCUCAUUGUUCUUGCCCUGCAGCACAGUGGUAUAUUACACAACUGAAGCAGGCAAGAAAAGUUAUGCAGAAGAUUCGAAUGAAAGGAUCUCUUCCUUUGCUGAGUCCGUUCCCAGAGACUUUGCUUCGUUACUGCGAUUUCUGCACUGUUUUGUGUGGAACUACCUCUUCUGAACCCCAUCAGUUUGAUGAUAUUACCUGUAAAAUUUUAGGUGGGUUCAGAGAGUUAUGUGCAUUAUGUUGGAUGUUUCAUGUUCGUGAAAAAUUGUCUGACAACUGUAGGCAGUACCAAGCUGCAAGGGAAAAUAUUAGCAAUAUGCAGGAUCUGAAGAGGAAUGAACAUGAUGCCUCCACAGUUGAGCAUUGUCUGAAUGCAGUGGGAUGGGCUUGUCGAAUGCUUCCUUUCUGCAGGUUCAUGAAUGUUGAAGAAUUAGUUCAAGAUGUAAUUUUGAGUCUGCUUGGAGAAUUGCCACCAACGAAAAAGGUGGCAGAGAUUUUUGUAAAAGCAUUUCCUAAUCCUGAAGAUAUAAGGGUUCCACUAAGAGAUAAAUAUAAUGCACUUCAACAGCGACUCAGGCACAGUAUUGUUAAAGUAGGUCCUGAAAAUGAAGAAAUUAUGUCUGUUAUUCAGGCUGCUGAAGAAGCGAGAAAGAAGGCCUUGAAACGUGUAAUAAGGAACAUAGGCCCUAUAGAAAUUAAUAUUUGGGAGCCAGCGGAAGAGGAAGCAGCAGAUGAUAAGGAACACUGUUAUGACAGAUUCUCAAUAGGCACUAGUCUAAGCACAAGCACACUUACUGAUCUUGGGAAUCCUCAGGUAUACACUGAUGCUGACACAGUAGAUACACUUUCUGAUGCUUUGUGUACUGAAGAAAUAAGAGCUCGAACGCCUUCAUUUCAAAGAAAUAAUGAACACCAGAGAAAAGGAGAAAUAGGUAGCAAAAAUAGCACAUGCAAGAUAAAAGCUCUUAACUGGAAAACAAUACAUAAAGACAAAGUAUACAGAAGAGACAUGCAUAAUCAAUGUAAUUUGCCUGUAGUUGGUGCAUGGGAAUUUGAACGUGAUGAUGAUGAAUAUGUUAGGUUUUUAGAACUCUUUUUGAGUUAUGUUCUUGAGAGAGACCUGAUAAAGUACAGUGACAUUGGAAUUCCAUUUCUUACUAGUUUUUCUGGACUUCUUCGAGAGCAUGAAUUGAACUCUCUCUUUUUUGAUGUCCACACAACACUAAAACGUCGACAAGGCAAAAGUAGAAGUCAAAGUGUGUUUAGAGCUGGGUCUUGCUAUACUGUCACCCUGUCACCUUGUGACCCUGAAACAUCUGUCUAUAACAAAACCCAAAAUAUUUUGGAAAAACCAACAGUUGUGCAGUCCGUUGUACAGACAAAAGAACCUUCUGUGCAUAACCUAAUGAAAGGACUUAACAAAGGAUUAUUUGGUUUAAAACACAAAUUGAUUUACAGAGCUCACACUCAUAAUCAAGAAGUCACUGUUGCACUAGCAAGCCAGACCUUUCCUUGCCAUACUUCGUCUACCCUGCAAACUCAGGCAACUUCUAAAUACAUUUACAAAACUGUUGAUGUAGUUGAUACUGUACCAGGAGAAGAACUAAUGAUAGAAUUGAUGGACAAGUUGAGCAAUAUUGCAAAAUUGCUUGAGUGGAUGAUCAGAUGGUCUGACAAAAGACUGCUUUGUGGUUCCAAUAAACAAGAUUCCUUAGAAGAGAUUCUUCCAAUGAUACACGUGAAAACAUCAGCAGCUGCUGUCCUUACUUCUCUAUGGCUGUUAGAACAGUUAUACAGAGAGAGAUCUCAAACAAAGAGCAUAAAAUAUAAGCAUCCAGAUAACCGAGAUGUGAAAGAAUUUGUAUCUCUAUCAGAAGCCCAGUCUAGGACAGAGAAAGAAAGUAGUACAGAUGAAAGCUUUUCCACAGCGGCCAAUCCUCCUGCCAGUCUCCAGAAUGCGCCAGCCUACGAUGACUUUUGUAGAACUGAUUUUAGAGUGUCUACAAAGUCAAAAUACUUUGAUAAGAAGGAAAUUAUUCAUGGAAAUUAUUCUGUACCAUGUACGACUGAAGAUCCUAAUGAAGUAGAACCGCUUGUUCAGCAGGAAUUAGAUAUGGUGUCGGAACAACAAGAGUUCUUUGAGGAGCCAUAUGAAACUCCAAAGAGCUCCAACAGCUCUGUCAAGAUCAAACCUGUAGAACAUCCUAGAGAAAAGGAGGUCUCCAUUUCAGAUGUAGAUAGUCCACAAGAAGAUCAGAAUGUGGAGGAAACAAAGGAAGAAAAGGCUGAACAGAAUGUUAUGACUGAGGUUGUUACUAGCACUGAUUCUCAUUCAUUCUCUUUAAAACAAGAUGCAGAAGUUCCUAGUAAUGCAGGCAUUUCUGUAAGUGAUUGCCAGCCUUUUCAUACUGUUGUGUCAACUACGUCAAGUGUUGCCUCCCACACUUCUGUUUGUGCAAAGAAGCGAGAAGUCAAGGAAGAAGUCCCUCCAGAGGAGAAAUCAAACACAUCAGAAACUGUCAGGCAUAUGCUCCAAGACGAAAUGUUUAAGUUAAUUCAGCUACAGCAGAUCAACUUCAUGAGUUUAAUGCAAAUGGUGCAGUCAUCCUUUGGCAACAUACCAAAUGUGCAACAAAUGUUGCAGCAGCAUCAAUCUGUUCACCUGGCUGGGAGCCAGCAUGCACACACUGCCCAAGGCAAUGGUUCUCCAAAAACACAGCUGCCCUCUCCAGAAAAUAAAGGAAAACCUGGUCAAAAGAGCUCUGAUUUUCAUCAAAGGAAUAGCGUAGAAGAUGAAGGCAACAGUGGCCAUGUAGAAAGUCAUCUGGAUGUGAAUGCCUCUUUAAUUCUACUUGAAAGCAACAGCAAGGAAACAGGAUUUAUGUCACCAUCCCAAUAUCAGCGUUCUUCAGGGCCUACUAAACCACUUCAUCUCCUAGCUCCUUCCUCAAACAUCCAGAAAACAGUGGGGUUUAUUCCUAUUGAAAAGAAAACAAGUUACUCAAGUGGAUUUCCUUUGCUUAGGCUCGAAUCAAGUUAUUUCAAACCAGCAUUUUUCCAUCCAGUAGAAAUGUCAUCAGCUUCUGCCAGACCACCCCCAGUACCACGAGCAGCUUGGAGUUCAUCAGAUUCCUUAUGGAACCAUCAGUCAUCAUACACGCUAAGAAAGAGUAAGGCAAAAGAAGAUUUCAGCAGGAGUAGAUACGACCCUGAGAUCCCAAGGCAAAUGCACGAGGAAGAGAGGAGAUGGGCAGAAAGAGUGCAUAGGGGGCCUCCCAAACACCUGAACCUUGAUCAAUAUGUAGGGCAGCAAGAAGUUUCACCUCAGCAGCAGUUCCUUGCAGAUGUGAAUAUGUACAGAGCACCGAUCACUCAGAACCCGGCUGGUAUUCCACUGUUGCACUUGCAUCUUAACGCCGUACCCAGAGUUCCACCAGCUGUAAAGCAACCAAUCACUACUACUUUAAUACCUGUUAAACGUGCAACAAAGGAUACUGACUCCAGAGAAAUACUACAGGAUGCAGGAAUAUCACUACUUCAGGUUAAUUUACCUCAAAAAAGGAAGGCACCAAAACUCAUCCCAUUUCAAGAUCUCAUUGCGUUUGAGCAACACCAUCAGCAUAAUUCUGUGCUCAGCACUUCCUAUGGACAAGACCAAACUGAACCUAUCCAGUUACUAAAAACUAGUGUUGAACCAUUUGAACUGAGAGAUGUGCAGAAAAAUAGAAAAAGAAGAAAAAAGCGUAACAAGAAACAACUACAAGAGAAGGAGGAGAAGAAGAAACCAACUGUGUCCUUCUGCCCAGAGGCUUCCAUCAUCACUAUUAGUGACACAGAAAUGGUUGACGAAUCAGAGACUGAGGAUCACAAAACAGAAUCGGCAUCUUACCCUCAAGAUGGUUUGUUUGUUUCAAUGGACACAGUGGAGGAAGCAAUUACUACUUCAGCAGAUCUGCAUUACAUGGCUUCUGUAGGGAAAAAACCAGCAGAAACUCAAGAUGCAAGUACAAAUACUCAUCCAAUGCUCGAGUCGUAUCAGGAUCAUGGAAUCAGUGGUGGAAAUGAGAUUUCCGAAGUUCAAAAAAAUGAGCCAGCCCAAUCUGUUCCUGUGCCAGAAUCAUCUCGUGCCCCUGCAAUACUACCACCUGACAUGUAUUUAAACCUGAGAUUUCCCACUGAAGUGGAAAAGAAACCUUUACCAUCCUUUCAGUCAGAUGCACCUGAUUUGCAUGAACAUGAAUAUAUCAGUGUGAUCGACAUUGAAGACAGUGACAUCCUUAGCAAUUUGCCCAUGAUACCUGAGUCUGCAGAAGAGGUAGAUGCUGCACAGCAAAAUGAGAAGUUUGAAAUUCCAUCUACUGCAAAACUUCACCACACAGCAGCUUCUGUUACUAAUGUAAUUCCAUGUGAGGCUCUUCAGAAGCAAGGUGACCAUCAGAAGAAUGCAUCAAGCCAAGUGCAAAAGGAAGAUAAGAAGUCAGAUUCUGCUACAGAUAGUGUAACUUGGAACAUACUACAUGAAGGUGACAGAACUCUUCCUUCCUCAGAGCUUCCAUCCAAAGUAAUUGGCAGAGAAUACUUUUCCACAAAGCAGCAAGAAAUGGAUAUGCAAUUACAGACACUACAGAACAUGAUAGAAAAUAUGGAGCAGGAUUUCAGAAAUACCAAACUGUUAGUGAAACUAAUAGAAGACAUUGAAAUGGCUACUGAUUCAGACCCUAGUGCUCGUCCUUCAUUCUCUGAAGCUGCUGAAGUCAUUGAUGAUGAAUCAGAACGUAAUUUGAGAGGCAUGAUUUUUGAAGAUGUUAUAGAUGAUCAAAAGGAGGGCUUGAACUUGGAGCAUCCUGUACCCAGUUAUACUCCAGUGGAAUUACACACUCCUGCCGCUGCAGCCUUGGCUUCUAACUUUCCCAGUGGCAUGAAGUCACCUUCUGGCUCUCACAUAUGUAGAGAUUUACAUGAUAGCUCUUUAGAAGAUCCCCUGCAAGUUACCAGUCGGAGUGGUUUUACUGACAUUAAUGAUCCUGUAGUAGAAAGUUACAUCCCUCUGCCGGAGCUGGGCUUUACAAAAAUACAAGCUAAGAAAAUCCCUAGGGUUCAUGGUUUUGCUGCUGCACAUUCUCAAAAAACAGAAAAGGAGAGGAAAGAGAUACAAACAUGGAUGAAAAGAAAGCAAAAGGAAAGAAUGAGAGAAUAUAUGAAGAAACUGGAGGAACAAAGACAGAAAGAAUGUAAUCCAUUCAACCUAAGAAAGAAUGUGCAUUAUAGUCCUACUUCAAAGGAUAUUAGAAUGUUCCAGAACAGGAAAGAAGAAAAAGACAAAGCCCUGUUAUCUGAGCACCACAGAAUGAGAAUAUCACAGGCACUUUCUCUGAUGAAUGAAAUGUUAUCUGAAACACCAGCACAUGAUCAUAAAACUUUGUCCAGCACCAGAUCACCUCAAGGGUACAGAAGAAGGCAUAUGGCAUCUAGUAAAGGAGGGCAUCUGAACAGUCCUGUUUUGUCAGAAAGGAGCAGAAUUGCUGCCAAACCCAGCUUUGGUCAAAGAUUACGCCGUGGCACCCCAGCUCUUGGUUUAACACAGUCCCAGGGAAAUGCCUGUAUGGCCCUACAGAAAAGUACUUCCAGAGGAAGACCGAGAAAUGCUGCAAACUGUCCUGUUGAUUCUAAACACUCUGCCGAGUACAGAGUCAGCAGAACCUCAAAACAAAAGCCCCCACAAGUUACCACUGCAGUUCAGACAGAAGAUAUUGAUCAAGAGAGUGAUCGAGACAUAGGAAGUCCUUGGACUGUGCCUGAUGAUAUCCAAAGAAUACUUCAAGAUGCUCAUGACUCCAUGUUUCAGGCCCCUGCAGGGUAUGACAUGAGUUUCUCUCCUCUGGGCAGUGGCAACACUGACAGUGUUUCUGAAAGCACGGGAAGUAUCCUCAGCAAGCUGGACUGGAAUGCAGUUGAGGCCAUGAUAGCAGAGGUGGAAGAUAAGUGAAAAUUUCCCAGCCACUGUGCACUUCCAAACAGUUGCCAGUGUUUGGUUUCAGUAAAAACAAUAAUUGUUCUACUUAAAAUAGAACAAGUCUUGCAUUGGCUUCCUUCUUAAGCAGUAUGGAAACUCUCACUGCUUUCCAUCUUGCCUCGGUGAAAUUCAAUUCCUUAAUGUGUAGUUUUCUUUCUAUAUUUCUUCAGGUCAAGAAGAACUAAGUAUAGUUGGUAAAAGGAGACAAACAGUCUUAAACAGAUCCAGGUCAGCUACUUUAUGUAGAAACGUUCAUGCGUACAAAAAAUGUUAUUCUAUUUUAAGAGUACUGCACAACUGUUUUACCUUUGUAUUUAAUAUUUAACAUCAUUCUGAAGUUAUUUUUGUAACAUGAUGGUUGUGAUAAACUGAUUUAAUAAAAGUGAAUUUACUAGUUUCUGCCGUAAAUUAUUUACACAUGGAGCAGUUCCACUGCUGUGUACCACUAGGACUGUAUGUGUGCACAUGCACUACCCUCAUAUUUCAAACCUAGCUUACUUGUGCAGUAGUUUAGAGAAAUCUUAGAAGAGUUUGAAUGACUGAAAGAGGUACAAAUAGGCAGCAAUAAAUGAAAUACAGAGUUUUGUUAGGAAACUCAGAC
Molecule: messenger RNA, 10713 nt
Organism: Manacus vitellinus (golden-collared manakin)
Lineage: Eukaryota; Metazoa; Chordata; Aves; Passeriformes; Pipridae
Gene: CPLANE1
Product: ciliogenesis and planar polarity effector 1
Exons: 54
Coding region: 495-10085 (3196 amino acids)
Biological process (GO): cilium assembly
Cellular component (GO): ciliary transition zone
Source: RefSeq, a predicted model, not a curated record